Molecule: messenger RNA, 3441 nt
Organism: Sitodiplosis mosellana (orange wheat blossom midge)
Lineage: Eukaryota; Metazoa; Arthropoda; Insecta; Diptera; Cecidomyiidae
Exons: 5
Biological process (GO): DNA integration
Molecular function (GO): nucleic acid binding
Source: RefSeq, a predicted model, not a curated record
AUGUUAGCAAUAAAAAACUUGGGCAUCAACACCGAAACAUGGGAUGCACUAAUUUGUCAUAUUUUAACGAAAAAGUUACACGACGAUACGGUAAAACACUACGAGUGUCAACUACGCAACGUUCGCGAAACUCCGAAUUUGCAAGAAUUUCUGGCAUAUUUAGAAAACAGCAAAGUCAUUGAAUGUAAAAGUAAAUUUACUUGUAAAACGUGUAACAAAAAACAUCAUUCAUUACUGCAUUUCGAUUCAGUUAAAUCAAAUGUUGCGAAAAUUUCGGACUAUCAAGCAUCGAACGAUGAACACGAAAAUGAUAAUUCAGUAGUAUCAGCAAAUUCUUCAGCAUCGAAUUCGCGUGUAUUAUUAGCUACGGCAUUAAUUAGCGUGAAAGGUAAAAAUAACGAAAAAUAUGCACUUCGUGCUCUGAUCGAUCAAGGAUCGCAGAGCGCGUUCAUCACCGAAUCAGCAAUGCAAUUGCUCAAACUAAAAAGAAUAAAACAAAAAACUUGUUUUGCUGGUCCGAUAGACAUUCUUCUCGGCGCAGCUGAAUACGCACAAAUCAUAAAACCAGGUCUCAUAAAAGGUUCUACAGACGAACCGAUUGCCCAAAACUCUGAAUUGGGUUGGAUCAUUUCGGGACCAACCAAUUUUGAUUCAGCCGUGGGAGCACAACUUGAAAAUCGAUUCAAAAAAAAUCCUAAAUUGGCAGAAGAAUAUAAAAAAUUCAUUCACGAGUAUAUUGACCUAGGUCAUAUGGAACGAUCAGUUUACAAUCCAAAUAUCACAUCGUAUUAUUUACCACAUCAUUGUGUAAUACGAGAUAGCACAACUACGAAACUUCGGGUAGUGUUCAAUGGCUCUCAAAAAACUGACAACGGAAAAUCUCUCAAUGAUGAACUUGCAUUGGGUGCCAUAGAACAAAAGGACAUGUUAAGCAUUCUAAUCAAUUUUCGCAUUUACAAAUAUGCAUUUACGGCUGACAUUGAGAAAAUGUACCGCCAAAUUUUAAUCGACGAAAGCCAAAGAGACUUGCAAAAAAUCAUUUGGCGUGAUUCCCCUGAACUACCGCUUUCUGAAUUUAGACUUAUCAAGGUCACAUACGGCACCAGUCUCGCUCCGUUUUUAUCACAUCGCACUACAAGACAACUUGCAAUCGAUUGCGAAAAUGAAUAUCCAGAAGUAUCAAAUACCAUAAGAAAAAACAUGUGGGUUGACGAUGUGGUAAAAGGUGCUUUUACUGAGGCAGAAGCAAUACAAUUGUGUAGCGACUUGCGCAAGGUAUUCAGCAAAGCCGGAUUCAAUUUACGAAAAUGGUCUUCAAACAACGUAAAUGUGCUGUCCGCAAUUCCGGAGAGUGAUCGUGAAUUGAAGGCUAUAAGCAGCAACGUGAAAGCGUUGGGCAUAAAAUGGUCGCCGUCUCAAGAUGUUUUCACAUACGAACUCAGUUUAAAAAAUCAUUCAAAUCCAUUUACAAAAAGAUUGCUACUAUCUGAAAUCUCUUCAAUGUUCGAUCCACUUGGCUGGAUAUGUCCAGUAGUAAUUUCAGCGAAAAUUUUGGUACAAAAGUUGUGGGAGAAAAACGUCGAUUGGGAUGAAAUUGUACCGAAAGAAAUCGCUGAAAAAUGGUUGGAAAUAAAAAGCGAAUUGCAUCUCAUUAAUGACAUCAGAGUGGAACGUUGGAUAAAUUACAAUCCUGAGGAUGUCAUGGAGUUGCAUGGUUUCGGUGACGCAGCGGAACCAGCAUUCGCAGCUGUGAUUUACAUUAAAAACGUCACGCAAAACACGGUGCGACUAUUAAUCGCAAAAAAUAAAGUAGCUCCUCUGAAAACAACGAAAGACGCACUCACAAUACCGAGAUUGGAAUUGUGUGCAGCAAAUUUACUUGCCAAAUUGACGAAAGGCGUUUUAAAAGCAACAAACAUAAAUUUCAGCAAAAUUUUUCUUUGGUCCGAUUCAAAAAUAGUCAUCGAUUGGAUUCGAGGAAAUCCGAAGCGAUACAAAAAGUUUAUCGCACACCGUGUUUGUGCAAUAGAUAAGGCAAUUGGAACAAAAAACUGGUAUCAUGUUACCACUGACAAAAAUGCAGCAGACUGCGCUUCACGCGGCAUGUUGCCAUCGGAAUUGCUGAGACAUGAAAUGUGGUGGAAUGGCCCACAGUUUUUGCGUGAAAACAAUUACUAUGCAAACAAUGCAAGUCAUUUAAAUAACAUUGACCCAAUAAUUGAAUCACUCGCAUUAAGUGUAGAAAUCUCUCCAAUUUCAAACGAACAAAUUCUUCCUGAAGUCUCGUCGUUCAACAAAAUGAAACGAAUAAUCGCAUACUGUUUUCGUUUUGCAUCGUUAUGCAAAGCAAAACAGGGGCCCAAAGCAUUGUCUCCGAUUUCGGCUGAUGAGCUAAAUUUAGCGGAAACAGCAAUAAUAAAAAUCAUUCAACGGGAGGCAUUUGGUGCCGAAAUAAGUGAAUUAAUGAAGAAAAGAUCAGUAAAUUUUUCAAGUAACAUUCUGAAACUAAGCCCAUUCUUAGAUGAAAAUAACAUUCUGCGCGUAGGUGGCAGACUACGAAAUUCGGAUUUGGUGUUUGGACGAAAACAUCAAAUCUUAAUACCAAAAAACAAUAGCGUAACAACUUUAAUAAUUCGUCAUUUUCAUUUAUUAUGCAUGCACGGUGGAGCAAAAGCCACUGAAGCAAUCAUCAAACAGCAGUUUUGGAUUGUGAAUGCACAAACAGAAAUAAAGAAAAUUUUGCAUCGUUGCAUUCCUUGCUUCAAACAAAGACAAAAAACCAUGUCACAAUUAAUGGCAGAUUUGCCGGCCAAUCGCGUAAACAUUGUUGAAAAGCCAUUCACCAACGUAGCAGUAGACUACACCGGUGCAAUUCCAUACAAAACGGCAAAAGGUAGGGCUGGUAAAAUUUCUAAGGCUUACAUUUCAAUAUUUGUCUGUAUGGCUACAAAGGCACUUCAUAUCGAACUAGUAUCAGAUUUAACAGCCGACGCGUUCAUAGCUGCCGUUCGCAGAUUGGUAGCGCGUCGUGGAAUGAUCAAGAGCUUCAACAGUGACAAUGGCACAAACUUUGUAAAAGCUAAUAAAGAUCUAAGUGAUUUAUUUGAAAUCGAAAAAGAAGAGUUCAAAACAAUCUGCGAUGAACUUUCAAAGCAAGGCAUUUCUUGGCAUUUCUCACCCGCUGGUGCGCCUCAUUUCAAUGGCCUCGCCGAGGCUGGUGUGAAAGUUGCAAAGACUCAUUUAAUAAAAACAAUCGGAAAAACUGCGCUAACAUUUGAAGAAUUGUCCACAUUAUUGUAUCAGGUGGAAGCAUGUGCAAAUUCAAGACCACUUUGUGCACUAUCUACUGACCCUGAUGACAUCGAUUGCCUAACACCUGGACAUUUCUUGAUUGGGGCACCGUUACUGGCACCACCCGACGAAAGCUACAUCGAAACGAAC